AUGCAUGCAGGCUAUAGUCUGCAGUCAUAGUAUUAGGUCUCCUGACAUUAGACAUACAGGGUCUUUGUGCUUGGGCAAUUCCUUCUAUGUGUUGUUAUUGUUUUUUAUGUUGAGAGUGUGUGCAUCCCCAUGGGAGAGAUACACUAUGACCUUGACUUGCUAAGUUGAGCCUGGAAAGUAACAGUCUUAUCAGGACAAGCUGACACUUCAUGGCCUAAGUUUAUUUCACCUGAUCCACGCAAAGUCACACCCGGGAAGGGAAUUCAAGCAAGUCACUGGUCGAAGUUUUGGUGACAAAGACUUCCGGACAGGACUAGAAAAUGGGAUCCUCCUUUGCGAGUUGCUGAAUGCUAUAAAGCCAGGACUUGUUAAAAAGAUCAAUAGAUUGCCUACCCCCAUUGCAGGAUUGGACAAUACCAUCUUAUUCUUGAGAGGCUGUAAGGAGCUUGGCCUUAAAGAAUCUCAACUCUUUGACCCGAGUGACCUCCAGGAUACCUCCAACAGGGUCACUGUCAAGAACCUCGAUUAUAGCAGGAAGCUGAAAAACGUGCUAGUGACCAUUUACUGGCUGGGGAAAGCUGCAAACAGCUGUGCAUCCUACGGUGGAACCACACUGAACCUGAAGGAGUUUGAAGGGCUGUUGGCUCAGAUGCGAAAGGAGACUGACGACAUUGAUAGCCCGAAGCGCAGCAUCCGAGACAGUGGCUACAUCGACUGCUGGGACUCUGAACGCAGCGACUCCCUCUCUCCUCCUCGCCACGGACGGGAUGACUCCUUUGACAGCCUGGAUUCUUUUGGCUCCCGCUCCAGGCAGACACCUUCGCCAGAUGUAGUUCUCAGGGGAAGCAGUGAUGGAAGAGGAAGCGAUUCUGAAUCAGACUUGCCGCACCGGAAGUUGCCAGAUGUGAAGAAAGAUGAUAUGUCCGCACGAAGGACUUCUCAUGGUGAGCCGAAAUCAGCAGUGCCUUUUAACCAGUACCUCCCGAACAAAAGCAACCAGACGGCCUACGUCCCGGCGCCUCUGAGAAAGAAGAAGGCGGAGCGGGAGGAAUUCAGGAAGAGUUGGAGCACCGCCACCUCCCCCCUGGGUGGGGAAAGGCCCUUCAGUUACCCUGAAACCAUAGAGGAGGAGGGAAUUGACGCAGGGUCUCCCACUGAAGAUGACCCGAGCAGCCAGGUGGGCGCUGAUGGGAAACCUGACAGUGAGUUAGAAGCUCCUCCCAGCAAUGGUGAGGACCAGUCUCCUGGGGAUGCUGCUGUGGUGCCAGCUGCUCUUCCUGAAGACAGAGAUGCUGUGGAGAGCCAAAAGCGCAGAAAGCUGGAGCAAGCUGGGAUCAAGGUCAUGCCUGCCGCACAGCGCUUUGCCAGUCAAAAGCAAUCAAGUGAAGAGAAAGAAGCUAUUCGUGACAUAGUCCUUCGGAAAGAAAACCCUUUCCUGACCCAUCAACAUGGCAAAGAUUCAGAGUCGGAGGAUGAAGCUGCAUGCCUACUGCCUGACCUUGAGAAAGAUGACUUUGCUGCCAGGAGAGCAAAGAUGAACCAAAGCAAGCCAAUGGUGCCACUUAAUCAACUGCUCUAUGGGCCUUACCGAAAUAAAGACGCAGAGAAGGCAGGUGGCAGCAAACAGCUCUCAAAGGGACUGUCAGACAAGAAAAAUCUAGGAUUUAAAAGAAACCAGGGUCAGCGAGAAGAUGUCAACACAAUGGUGGCCUGUACCGUGCAAACCCAGAAAGAUGAACCACUGGAAACAAAUUUCAGGAAGACACCAGAUCGUCAUAAGGAUGACCUGGCCCAGAGAAGAAUCCAGGGCAGACUUACCCCUCACCGUGAGGCUCCGAGCUUCAUCAAACUCUCUGGGAUUACGGAAGCUGACCUGGAGACUUGGGAGAGAUUGAAAGUGUCAGGAGAGACGAGGGACGGAGAUGCUCAGAACACCUGUGCCCCUGAGCCCUCACCAGAAAUCGACACAGAAACCGCCAUCCGGGAUGAUUUUGCCAGCCGUAAAGCAAGGGCUUAUAAGAAAGCGUCUGGCCCCAGGCAAAAGUUUGUCCACUUUGGGCCUGUGACAGAGAUAGACCAACAAACUUGGAAGCGGCUCAGCAUUGGCAAGGCGGGGCCUAGGGACAAUGUGGAGGUUGUCAGGCACAGCAGCCAGAACCAAAUUUCCUCUGGGUCACCUCCCUCUACUGCAACCUUUGGCUUAAAGGAAGAACAAAUGCUUAGUCCACAGAGUGACUGCAGGACAGUGCCUUCUGGCACAGAUGGUCGUCUCAAAAAGGCCCCAUGGCUGGCGCCCGUGCUGGAGUCUCAGGAAGAACAGGUCUGCAUUCAGAGCAACAACCCAAAGACAGAGGAAGUUACACCCACACAGCUGCCACAGGAUGGCAGAGAACAAAAUGAAGAAGUUAUUCAAAAAGAGCAUGAGAUGCUGCCAAGGGUACAAAGACCGGAGGAAUGCAGCGGACCCCUAUACGGUCCCAGAACUCCUGUGUCAGAUGACGCAGAGAGCACGAGUAUGUUUGACAUGCGGUGUGAGGAGGAGGCAGCGGUGCUGCCGCACAGCAGGGCCCGCCAGGAGCAGCUGCAGCUGAUAAAUAACCAGCUGAGGGAAGAGGACGACAAAUGGCAAGAUGACCUGGCUCGCUGGAAGAGCCGGAGAAGAAGCGCUUCUCAGGACUUGAUCAAGAAAGAGGAAGAAAGGAAAAAAAUGGAGAAGCUGAUGUCUGGGGAAGAUGGGACAAGUGAGCGGAGGAAAAGCAUCAAAACUUACAGAGAAAUCGUCCAAGAAAAAGAGCGGAGAGAGAGGGAACUUCAUGAGGCGUACAAGAACGCAAGGUCGCAGGAGGAGGCCGAGGGGAUCCUCCAGCAGUACAUCGAGAGGUUCACCAUCAGUGAGGCUGUCCUCGAACGCUUGGAGAUGCCAAAAAUCCUGGAAAGAAGCCAUUCAACAGAGCCAAACGUGUCCUCCUUCCCAAACGACCCCAGCCCCAUGAAGUACCUGCGGCAGCAGUCACUGCCCCCACCCAAGUUCACUGCCACGGUUGAGACCACCAUAGCUCGCACCAGUGUCCCAGAGAGCAUUGCGUCAGCAGGCACUGGGUCUCCAAGCAAAAUCAUCACUCCAAACACAGUGCCUAUGCUGACACCCAGGCCUUACUCCCAGCCCAAAAACUCUCAAGAGGUUCUGAAGACUUUUAAGGUAGAUGGGAAGGUCAGCAUGAAUGGGGAAAUGGCCCCUGGAGAUGAGGAAGGAAAGGAAAAAGAAGGCCCUGCAGCUGCAGCCCCUGGCCCUUCCUUAACCAAGUCCCAGAUGUUUGAAGGUGUGGCCACGGUGCACGACUCUCCUGUGCAGGUGAAACAAGGCAGCAACAGCAUCGAGAUCAACAUCAAGAAGCCAAAUUCUGCUCCCCAGGAACUGACAGCAGCCUCUGAGGAAACUGAAUCGAACGGCCAAGAGGAUGAAGACGGUGAAGAAAGGCCAGGGACAGGGGAUUUGGAGCCUGACUCGGCAGAACCCCAGCACUUUACGACAACUGUGACUCGGUGCAGCCCAACAGUGGCCUUGGUGGAGUUUUCAUCCAACCCGCAGCUGAAGAAUGAGGUGCCAGAACAAGGCCAGAAGAAGCCAGAAGAUGAGAUGAGUGGGAAGGUGGAGUUAGUGUUGUCACAGAAGGUGGCAAAGCCAAAAUCCCCAGAGCCUGAAGCAACCCUGACGUUUCCAUUUCUCGACAAAAUGCCUGAAACCAACCAACUACAUUUGCCAAAUCCCAGUUCUCAAGCGGAUUCUCCAAGCAGUGAAAAGUCCCCUGGGAGCACACCCUUUAAGUUCUGGGCAUGGGACCCAGAAGAGGAGCGCCGGCGACAGGAGAAAUGGCAGCAGGAGCAGGAACGUCUGCUGCAGGAGAGGUAUCAGAAGGAGCAAGACAAGCUGAAGGAGGAGUGGGAAAAGGCCCAGAAGGAGGUCGAAGAAGAAGAACGCAGAUACUACGAGGAGGAGCGUAAGAUAAUUGAAGACACGGUGGUUCCAUUCACUAUUUCCUCAAGCUCUGCAGACCAACUGUCUACGUCCUUGUCUGUAACUGAAGGCAGCGGGACAAGGAAUAAGAUGGACUUGGAAAACUGCCCAGACAAAGAAAACGAGAGAAGACAGAAGACGCCUUUCCAGGAGAAUGACGGUGAUUCAUUGCUCAAAACUAGAGAAGGUGGUCUGCCAGAGGAGCAGAGCCUAACUCCAAGUCCCUCGGCUAACCCUGAAAUCUCCGUGUCAAAAGGAAUCCAUCAGGACCCGCAGCUGGAGGCAGAGGCUGGGGCCCCACACUGUGGUACAAACCCACAGCCAGCUCAGGAUCCACCUCGGAAUCAACAGAUACCAAACCCACCAACAUCCACGUCGGAAGAUGUGAAGCCCAAAACCUUGGCCCUGGAGAAAACCAUCAAUCAUCAGAUGGAGUCUCCGGGGGAAAGGCGGAAGUCUAUAAGCGGGAAGAAACUGUGCUCCUCCUGCGGGCUCACUUUGGGUAAAGGUGCUGCGAUGAUCAUCGAGACCCUGAAUCUCUACUUUCACAUUCAGUGUUUCAGGUGCGGCAUCUGUAAAGGACAGCUCGGAGAUGCAGUAAGCGGGACAGACGUCAGGAUUCGCAAUGGUCUCCUAAACUGUACCGACUGCUACAUGCGAUCCAGAAGUGCCGGCCAGCCUACAACACUGUGAUGAGGUUGGGAGCUUCUGGGCCACUGAGGAUUUUUCUACUAAGAGUGUCCCUUGGCAAUUGCUUUAUUAAACCCCAAGUCCAGGGGAUUCUUGGCAUUCACCUAAUUUCUGGAAGACUCCCCUACAAGGUGGUAUCUGCUCUUUUGUAUUGCAGCACAGUGUUUGUGCUUCUGGUUGGGUGGGGAGGGGCUGGGUUUUUUUCUUCUUCUUCUGCAUGUGCACAGUGUAUACACAAGCAUAAUGCAUUGGGAUGACCCUGAAGAGUUAACAAGUGGCUUUAGCACGGGCUGAGCUGCUUCUGGUUGAAAAGGGGUUACUCUCUUGUCUGGGGAAGAGCAGAAGGGUGCAAUAAACCUGUUGUGUUUUAGUGUUUCUAGAAAUUAAACACGUUAUGUUUACAGAAUUGAGCUGCAGGAAGUGCAAGACAUGCCAACUUCAGAGCAUAAAGUGAAUGCAUUUCUAGAUACCCCAGCGAGUUCUGACUCUGAACUAUAACUUUUUUUUUUUUUAAUGCAAAGACACUAGUCUGAUAAUAUAUACUGUAUUCCCGGAGACAUUUGUGUUACUUACCCUUGGGGGCAGAAGUCCUACCAAUAAAUUAUCACACUGUUAGUAGUAGAUUUUGUGUACCCUGGAAGUCAUGUCAUUAAUAUAGAUUGGCCCCAUCAAAGGAAGAGAACCCUUGCAAUGUCCCUAGACUUCCUCCCUGCAACACAGCGCAAAGGUAGGAAGAAACAGGAAGGAAACAGAUCAGCCAUUAUCUUCGAACGUAUUAUGAAGUCUAUGAGGAAAUAUAAUGUACAAGGCCAGUAUGGCAGUAGUAGCCUUGAGGAUUGGGUUGCUUGCUCUCUCUAAGCACUGGGGUAGCGGUUGUCAAUAAGGGGCUUGAUGUGAGGUUGUGGGUAUUAGGCAUCGAGGACAGUCCGGUUUUUAGGAACGAGUACAUCUCCUGUCUGCCUGCAAAUUCUCCUUGAGGGUCUGAAGCCCAGGUAUCCAAAGAAAAGCAUACAGUCCAUCCUAACAGAACCCAGAUGGUAUGUCGUGACAAGCCCGCAACCUGAUCUGCAAGUGGCAGCAACGUGGCAGCGCCUGCCCGCUCCCAUGGACCUGUGUGCGCCUUGCUGCCCCUGCCCACUCCCGUGGACCUGUGUGCGCCUUCAUCCUCCCGCAUCAUCAUCUUUAUUCUCAAGAAUUCUGGACCUGACUCGCCGUUCAGAAAGGGAUUCCUGCGGAAGCCUGGUUUAUUCGGUGCCCCGUGUGAUAAGUUUCAGCCAGACACGAAAGGAAUGCAGCGGUUAAAGCAUAGCGACUUAGCUUCCAGGCCGAUUUCCUUAAGACUGGGGAACGAAGAACUAUUUAUUCUGCCUUAAAGGGAUGGCAACUGGGUGGAGAUGACGUCAGGCGAAUGUAGACUAUGGGUACACUCCUAGUGGGCUAAUGUAGCAUAGAGAGAAAGCAGGUAGGUGUUUCUCUGUUAUGUAAGCAAUAACUUUUUCUGUGUCUUAUGGAGUAUGACUAGCAAUUAUUUAUUUCCAUGCUAGACGGUUCUUUGCAUGUGGGUUCCUUAUAGGUGCAGACAUCUCGGCCAAUGGAGGUCCACUGGCCACUUUGUCAUUUGGACGAGCUGUUACUGGAUUGAAAUUCACAUACCAUUUCACUAAAAAUUGUGCCUUAGAAAACGCAAAGCUGUUGCACACAGUGACGAACGGCAGAUUCGGAACACCAAAGGGAGACGAAGUCACUCCCUAGUUCCCACGGCUUCUCUCGGAGGUGUUUGCUGCUUUACAAGGGGGGAAAAAAAUGAAUAAAAGAUUUUAAAAGACAAAUAAAAAAAAAGGAAAAAUUUAAAAAGAAAAAGAAAAGUUUUGAAAAUGUACAGAUCAAGUCCAAUAUUUUGAUGAAGCACCUGCAUGUUUUAGUAACUAUUUUAAUAAAUGUGAUGUUUACACUUCGCAUGAUACUAACAGAGUACUUUAUGAGCAACGAUGCACAAAACAUGUACAAUACGGUCCUUCAUACGCGACUUUUAUAGAAUCCUUUUUACAUGCGCAAGGCCAUCCAUUAUGUCAGGAGCACAGGAGUAUUGCACAGUCUCCUGGUUUCACAAAGCCAUUUAUACAUAUUUCUUAGAGAGACUCAUUGUACGUGUGUCGAAGCUAGACUGGAGUCAAGAGAAAUAAAACCCCAUUCCCCAAGUGCGGAACGUGCUUUCCCGUAAUGAACACUAGUCACCAGCCUGGAAUAAUCUCCCACAUCUUCUAAAUUCUAAUUGCCAACCGUUUCUAUUUCUAUUUGAUUUAUAUUUCAUUUAGAGGCAGUUACAUGGCAACUUCGGCAGACUAGAUCUUGUCGUUUCCCAAUGCAGCAUAAAAGACUAUGAUCUAUUUCUCUUCAAAUAAUCUUUGAGAUCCCAGGGAGAAAAAAAAAAAUGCUCUGUUGUGUGGAGCUAUAAUGUAAAUGUGUUUGUUUAAAAACCAGACGAGGCAAGGGAGUGAUUUAUUGGUCCUACGGGACCGUAGCUGAUUCUCUCCUCUCAGACUCUAAACACUUCUUUCCCAAGGACAGAAAUGGGUGACUCUGCUUCUCACUAGCAAACUGUCAUGGCAUUUGUCCCACUUUCUGUGUAGCGUCAUUAACAUGAUACAUAUUCUAGUCACCAGUACCUGGCGUAAGAUCCGGUGAGCUGAAAUGAUCCACCUUUCGAUGUGAGCCCAUCCAAAGAGAUGAUCCUGUUCUGGAUGGGUGACUUUCUGUAUCAGUUACACUAACUUUCCUUUACAAUAUUUAUUCUAAAAAUGCCUCUGAGAAAUAGUUUUAAAAAUUAAAAAUGAAGAGUUGUCUAAGAUGCAACAGCUUUUACAGUGAAUGUACAUUUAUAAAUAAAAGACUCAAAUCGUC
Messenger RNA from Mus musculus (house mouse), 7606 nucleotides. It is a transcript of the gene Limch1, whose product is annotated as LIM and calponin homology domains 1. The coding region runs from base 650 to 4708 and encodes 1352 amino acids. Lineage: Eukaryota; Metazoa; Chordata; Mammalia; Rodentia; Muridae. Gene Ontology annotation, biological process: actomyosin structure organization. Gene Ontology annotation, cellular component: stress fiber; actin cytoskeleton. The record is from RefSeq and is marked validated. Gene Ontology annotation, molecular function: actin binding. The transcript is spliced from 32 exons.